CUCACAGCUGUAAACAGCCAGAGACACCAAGUCAUGCUAAUGUUGCAGGAAUGGAUCUUCCCUCACUUGGUUAUACAUUGAUUUACACUUGUCAGCCAGGCUUCUUCCUGGCAGGAGGAUCAGAGCACAGAGCCUGCAGAUCUGAUGGCACAUGGACUGGGAAAGUUCCAGUUUGUGAAGCUGGUUCCAAAAUAUUAGUGAAGGAUCCCAGACCAGCUUUAGGAACACCAAGUCCUAAACUAAGUGUUCCUGAUGAUGUAUUUGCCCAAAAUUAUAUAUGGAAGGGAUCUUACAAUUACAAAAGCAAGAAACAGCCCAUGACUUUGACAGUAACCAGUUUCAAUGCAACUUCAGGAAGAGUAAAUGCAACCCUUACAAACAGCAAUAUGGAAUUGCUGUUAUCAGGAGUGUAUAAAAGCCAGGAAGCUCGGCUAAUGCUCCACAUAUAUCUCAUUAAAGCGCCCUCCCAUACAUCUGCGAGCAAGUUGAAAGAGGAAAAAUGGGCUAUGGAUGGUUUUGUGAGUUUCUGCUGA
Acanthisitta chloris (rifleman) is the source of this 533-nucleotide messenger RNA. RefSeq names its product CUB and sushi domain-containing protein 3-like. Lineage: Eukaryota; Metazoa; Chordata; Aves; Passeriformes; Acanthisittidae. Gene Ontology annotation, biological process: regulation of dendrite development. The record is from RefSeq and is a predicted model, not a curated record. The annotation marks the transcript as partial. The transcript is spliced from 5 exons.